CGUGAUUUACCAGACCCCAUUGUGUGUUCAUCCUUCAUGAACCCGGUGUGAAAUCCCAUCCUCCCUUUUUUUCCCUCCUCCUCGUCUCUCUUAGUCAUAGCCAGCUGGUACAAAGGAGUGGUAUUCAUUCCUUUUUGACUCCCUCCCCUUUUUAUUCCCGCUGUCCCAGCUGCUCACUGCCUCUACCCCCUCCUUUUGCUCCCUUUUCCUCCUCCUUCUCCUGUCUUAACCUCCUUUCCACUGUCAUUUUGCUGAGAUGGCGCGUGUAGAAGAUGGCUCGUUGCUCAGGUGCUGGCGGCAGACUCCAGGAAGCAGCCAAGCAGGCAGCAGGACCAGACUGUUUACUCAGACAGUUGGGUGUCUUCUGGUAUAGUGGCCUCAUUAAUGCACCUGUAACUGAGCUCUUAUUUUUAUAUACAUAACUGUGCGUGAAGAGGAUCGUUUCAGCUGAAUGGAUCAUACAUUGUAAGAUGUUUUAGGGAAUUUUUAAGGGCGUGAAAACGAGGACCUCUGUGCCGCCCUAUUUGGCUUUUAUCUGCACACUGUGAAAACCUGCUGAGGAGGGUACAAGAACACAAACUAAAGGAAGAGGAUCCUUCGUUCCUUACACACCUGUAAGGGCAUCUUCAACCAGAACAGAAUAAAAGGAGGAACAAAACCAAGUGAAGUGAAUACUUUCUCGAUUCAUCCCUUCAAUCCCACCUGAGUGGAUUAAUUAUUGGAGCAGCAGCAUGGCGCACGCUGCAUCGCAGCUGAAGAAAAGGGCUGACGAGAACCUCAAUGCUGCCGAGGAGGAGAAGGAGAAGAAGAAGGCGAGGAAGCGUUCUCGUGAAGUGAAGAAAAAGCCGACUGACAUUAAUGCCUGCUAUCUGAGAGCAGCUCGGGCUGGAAACUUAGAAAAAGCUUUGGACUACCUGCAGAAUGGAGUAGACAUAAAUAUCUGCAAUCAGAAUGGUCUGAAUGCUCUCCAUCUGGCCUCCAAAGAGGGUCAUGUGGAAGUCGUAGCUGAGCUUAUCAAGCAGGGCGCCAAUGUGGAUGCAGCUACUAAGAAAGGCAACACUGCCCUCCACAUUGCUUCUUUGGCCGGGCAGACUGAAGUGGUGAAGGAACUAGUCUCAAAUGGCGCAAACGUCAACGCACAGUCUCAGAAUGGCUUCACGCCACUCUACAUGGCAGCUCAGGAAAAUCACUUGGACGUGGUGCAACUCUUACUUGAAAAUGGUUCCAGUCAGAGCAUUGCUACUGAGGAUGGUUUCACACCACUGGCAGUGGCGCUGCAGCAGGGCCAUGACCAAGUGGUCUCACUCCUCCUGGAAAAUGAUACUAAGGGAAAGGUUCGCCUCCCUGCACUGCACAUCGCCGCACGGAAGGAUGACACCAAGGCAGCUGCCCUUCUUCUCCAGAACGACCACAACGCAGACGUGGAGUCAAAGAUGAUGGUGAAUAGGACAACAGAGAGCGGGUUCACCCCCCUCCACAUCGCAGCUCACUACGGCAAUAUUAAUGUAGCAACGCUGCUGCUAAACAGAGGGGCAGCCGUGGACUUCAAGGCAAGGAAUGACAUAACACCUCUGCAUGUAGCAUCAAAACGUGGGAACAGCAACAUGGUACGGCUGCUGCUGGAGAGAGGCUCCAAGAUUGAUGCACGGACAAAGGACGGCCUGACGCCACUCCACUGUGCAGCCAGGAGCGGCCAUGAGCAGGUGGUGGAAAUGCUUUUGAAUAGAGGGGCACCCAUCCUGUCAAAAACCAAGAACGGUCUGUCUCCUCUUCACAUGGCGACACAGGGUGACCACCUUAAUUGUGUCCAGCUGCUUCUGCAUCACGAUGUGCCUGUUGAUGAUGUGACCAACGACUACCUGACAGCGCUGCACGUGGCCGCCCACUGCGGACAUUACAAAGUGGCAAAAGUCAUUGUAGACAAGAAGGCCAAUCCCAAUGCUAAGGCUCUGAAUGGUUUCACUCCUUUGCAUAUCGCCUGCAAGAAAAACAGAGUCAAAGUGAUGGAGCUCCUUCUGAAGCACGGGGCGUCUAUUCAGGCAGUCACAGAGUCCGGAUUGACACCAAUCCACGUUGCAGCAUUUAUGGGACACGAAAACAUUGUUCAUCAACUGAUCAACUAUGGGGCUUCACCAAACACAAGCAAUGUGAGAGGGGAGACAGCACUCCACAUGGCGGCGCGGGCUGGACAGUCAAACGUGGUCCAGUACCUGGUACAGAAUGGAGCAUGUGUCGACGCAAAGGCUAAGGACGACCAAACUCCACUUCAUAUCUCCAGUCGCCUUGGAAAGCAGGACAUUGUUCAGCUGCUGCUCACUAACGGAGCAGACCCAGAUGCCACAACCAACUCUGGAUACACACCUUUACACUUGGCUGCCAGAGAGGGACACAAAGACAUAGCUGCAGCUCUGCUGGAUCAAGGAGCUAACUUGAGCGUUACAACAAAGAAGGGUUUUACUCCCUUACACAUUGCAGCAAAAUAUGGGAAGAUUGAGAUGGCGAACUUGCUGCUCCAGAAGAAAGCUCCACCCGACGCUGCUGGAAAGAGUGGACUAACUCCACUACAUGUAGCAGCACAUUAUGAUAACCAGAAGGUGGCGCUGCUUUUACUCAAUCAGGGAGCUUCACCACAUUCUUCAGCAAAGAAUGGCUACACUCCUCUCCAUAUUGCAGCUAAGAAGAAUCAGAUGGAAAUAAGCACAACUUUACUGGAGUAUGGUGCCCUAACAAACACAGUGACCCGACAGGGAAUCACUCCACUGCAUCUUGCGGCUCAAGAAGGCAGCGUUGACAUUGUGACACUGCUCCUCGCUCGAGGCUCUCCCAUUAACGCAGGCAAUAAGUCGGGUCUGACUCCACUCCACCUGGCUGCCCAGGAGGAUAAAGUCAAUGUUGCUGAAGUUUUAGUGAACCACGGAGCUAACAUAGACCCUGAGACCAAGCUGGGAUACACUCCUCUCCAUGUGGCCUGUCACUAUGGCAACAUAAAGAUGGUCAGCUUCCUUCUGAAACAUCAGGCGAAUGUCAACGCUAAAACCAAAAAUGGUUACACACCUCUUCAUCAGGCUGCACAGCAAGGACAUACACACAUCAUCAACUUACUUCUGCAUCACAGGGCGUCACCAAAUGAGCUCACCACUAAUGGUAACAGUGCUCUGUCCAUCGCAAGGAGGCUUGGCUACAUCUCUGUGGUUGAUACACUAAAGGUGGUCACAGAGGAAACUCUGACCUCUCAGACAGUCGUAGCAAAGCACAGGAUGAAUAUCCCAGAGACCAUGAAUGAAGUGCUGGACAUGUCAGAUGAAGAUGUCUUUAAAGCCAAUUUUCCUGAAAUGAUCACAGAUGACUAUUUUUCUGAUGUGGAAGAAGGCGAUGACGUGAUGACGGGGGACACGGACAAAUAUCUAGCUCCCCAGGACCUGCGGGAGUUGGGGGAUGACUCCCUCCCCCAGGAGGGUUACAUGGGCUUCAGCGUGGGCGCACGUUCACAGAG
Molecule: messenger RNA, 3493 nt
Organism: Oryzias latipes (Japanese medaka)
Lineage: Eukaryota; Metazoa; Chordata; Actinopteri; Beloniformes; Adrianichthyidae
Source: RefSeq, a predicted model, not a curated record